GGAGACAGAGACUGGAAAAAACAAAGAUGGCAGUGUAGAUUAAGGGACGGACUAUCGAAGAGACUCUGCAUCAAACUGAUAACUUUUUGGCUUUCGGGCGAAUCCGGAUCGUGUCGGAGCGGUUCGUGUUUGUUCGGAAGGUGGACCGGAGGCGAAAAGCCCGGCCGGGUAGCGGAGAGUCGCCGUGCGCGUGCUGUCACGGCGGAUAACGGCACUAAACAACAGCCUGUUGUUUUGUUGAGGCUUAGACAAGCUGUUUUUUUCUGUCUCUUUACAAGCUGUGAGCGAAAGCUAACCUGUGUUAUAUCCAAAAAUAGCAGGCAUUCAUGCAGGCUAAACUGCAGUGAAACACAGAUGAAAUUAUAUUCACUGUCCCCUAAUCUAGGAUCAUAUAACCCGAUAUUAAUUUAUUUGAAGGAUUGUUUACAAUUGAAUGAAUUGUUGGCUCUUCAGAUCCCCCAUCAUUCUUACAGGCCAGAAAUAGCUUGGAAAAAACUGUAAAUCUCACACUGACACUGCGAAUCCUGUGCUCGAACAGCCCAAACACCCCUCUCUGACACAUUGGAUCGGGCUCGGAUGUCUUCGAUGGAAGAGAGGAUGGAAUUAGGCGUCGCAGCCGCCUCGGGCUCCUCGUCUGCGGGUCUGGGUGUCGGUCCGGUGGGGGGCGCCCUGGAUGCGGGUCCGGUGAACGCAGGACUGGCAGGUAUUCAAGAGGAGUCCGGAGUACGGAGAGACGGUUCUGGUACCGAGGCCGACUCGGACGCACCGCCCAAGAAGCGCGUGAGACUGCAGGAAGGGGAAGCGGGGAAGCUCGAGGAGCGCCUGUACUCUGUGCUGUGCUGCACGGUGUGUCUUGACCUGCCUAAAGCCUCUGUGUACCAGUGUACAAAUGGGCACCUGAUGUGCGCUGGCUGUUUUAUCCACCUGCUUGCCGACGCACGUCUGAAAGAGGAGCAGGCUACGUGUCCUAACUGCCGCUGUGAAAUCAGUAAGAGUCUGUGUUGCAGGAACCUGGCGGUGGAGAAAGCUGUGAGUGAACUGCCCUCUGAGUGCAGCUACUGCCUUAAACAGUUCCCUCGCUCCAGCCUAGACCGCCAUCAAACAGAGGAGUGCCAGGACAGACUGACACAGUGUAAGUACAAGCGGAUUGGCUGCCCAUGGCAGGGGCCUUUCCAUGAGCUCAGUGCUCAUGAGGCAGAGUGCUCCCACCCCUCCAAGACUGGCAUGGAGUUGAUGGGUAUACUGGACGAGAUGGACCAGAGCCAUCGCAGAGAGCUACAGCUCUACAGCAGCAUAUUUAGCCUACUGUGCUUUGAGAAGAUUGGUUUUACAGAGGUGCAGUUCCGGCCGUACCGCACCGAUGACUUUAUCACUCGACUAUAUUACGAGACACCGCGCUUCACCGUGCUCAACCAAACCUGGGUGCUGAAGGCGCGGGUCAACGACUCCGAACGCAACCCUAACCUAUCUUGCAAACGUACGCUCUCCUUCCAGCUCAUCCUGAAGAGCAAAGUGAACUCUGCACUGGAGUGCUCCUUCCUGCUGCUGAAGGGCCCGUACGAUGAUGUGAAAAUCAAACCCGUCAUCCAGCACCACGUCUUCUCCAACGAUGCAAAUGAAACCGAGUACGCCCUGCUGCCCAUCAGCGACAGUGUGGAGUGCAACAAGCUGCUGGCUGCCAAAAACAUCAACCUCCGCCUCUUCAUCUUUCAGAUCCAGAAAUAGAGGCUUGAGAUGUUGGGAUGGAAGAAAUGGAUCAGACAAGGGGAGGAGGGUAUGGCAUGAACAAAGAAGGAGAGACGGAGGGGAGACAAGCACCACUGAACCACAGAUACCUCUACGGGAGCAAGGAAGGAGACGGAUGAUGAAAUACGGCCCAUCAGUACUGCAGUAGAUUGUUUGUUUUUGUGCAAGUGUGUGUUGUUGCUGGUCAGCUUUCAGACCCUCUAUGGCCAAAACAAUCUGCGUUUUUCCAUUAACAAUCUCACCCAAUACCCUGCUGAUCUCUCGUUGGCAGAACAAAACAGGCCUGAAUGGACAGCACAAAAGUGACUGUAUUUGUGUGUUUCCUUGAGCCUGUUUGUCAAUCAAGACCAAUGAUGAGUAAUAUAAGGAACGAGCCUGCUGUGUGACUGACUGAAUGAGUGAGUGUAUUUCUGUGACAAAGAGGUAGAAACAGAUUUGAGGUGUAAUACAGCCUAUCAUUCAGGCAAUGUGUGUAUCCAUGCAGUGUGCUGUCCUGUUUAAAACCUUACCCACACAGACACUGCAGCACAGAGGCUGCAAGCAACUGCUUUAAGUGUAUUUUUUUAUAUGUGAAGGUAGCCAUUUUCACUGAAGUGCAGCAGUACAGUUAGGCUGAAUAAAAUGGCUGCCAACCCCAGAACCCAAAAGAUGCGAUAUUGCAUGAUUUUAGUUUGAUUUUUGUGUGCUCCCUGGAAUGCACACUUUUAGUUAAGUAGCAUUGUAGCCCUGUAAUGUAACUUAAGUUUGACCUUAUUAACACAUUUAUUUAAAAAUGAAAAAAAAAACAACUACCUGUGGACCUUUUUUCCUCCUGUGAUUAUUAUUAUAAUUUUUUUUUCUUCUCCUCUUAUGUGUCCUUUUACCCCCCCCCAGCAGUUUGUGAACACAGGUACAUUUCUCAAAUCCUAAUGUCAUAAUGCCAUCAGUAAAGUCAUCAUUAUUUAUAUUUUAUUUAACCUACAUUUAUUAAUGAGGUAACAUAGACUCACACAUACAAUCUACAUUCAUACCUUCAUUAGAAAUUCACACACACACAGUCACACAAAGCUGGGGGAAAACAAGAGCCAACGGGGGUACUUGAUUCUCAUUUCAGAUAAACUCUGCUGUGACUUAUCAGUUUAGACAUACUUGAAUUAUGAACGACAGAACAACAAACACAGUUGGGCUGAUCUACCAGAGACUGUCACUUCUGGUUAGAAGAGUUUAGAUUAAAACUGUUUCUGCAUUUAAAAGCUUUUAAUUCUCACGUUACUCUGGCUGUAUAUGUGCCUUUCUAUUAAAGCUCAUUUUAAACUUA
Messenger RNA from Myxocyprinus asiaticus (Chinese sucker), 3043 nucleotides. Its product is annotated as zinc finger TRAF-type-containing protein 1. Bases 577 to 1725 code for a protein of 382 amino acids. The transcript is spliced from 4 exons. Gene Ontology annotation, molecular function: zinc ion binding. NCBI's taxonomy places the organism in Eukaryota, Metazoa, Chordata, Actinopteri, Cypriniformes, Catostomidae. Gene Ontology annotation, cellular component: nucleus. The record is from RefSeq and is a predicted model, not a curated record.